UACGCCGUAAUUAUAACCAUUCCAUCUCUCUCUUUCUCUGACAAACAAAUGAAAAUGUCCACUCCUUUAUUCCCCAGUUCCACUCCGGCGCUGCUCUUGGCCUUAGCAAUUUUCUCGACUUUUUGCUACCUCCACACCACCUUAGCUCAGCCUCCAUGCAACGACGGCGUUUUGAUCACGUACAACCACGACACGGCCGAGCGAAUCGCCCCGUUUCUAUUUCCGUUAAACCGGUUCGACCAGCCAUACCGGUUCAACUCGACGCUGACGGUUCUCAACCAGGGGCUGAAGGAGCUGAAGAAUUGGCGGGUCUUCGUCGGGUUCGAGCACGGUGAGCUCCUCGUGUCCGCCACGAACGCCGUGCUCGCCAACGCCUCCUUUCUUCCGGCUAACGUCAGCGGUGGCGCUGUUCUAUCCGGCAGCUCUGUGACCGACCUCAAAACUGCGAUCGAGACCGCUGGAGAUAUUGAGCAGAUGCAGGUGGUGGUGGAGUUGUUGGGGACGGAGUUCGGGGUGGCGCCGCCGGACGUUCCGUUGCCGGGAAAUAUUACUCUCGCUAAUGACGGCUACUUGUGUCAGAAUCUCACCAUAACAGGUAACAAUACUAUGACCACUUGCUGCACACCAGACGCGAACACAAAGACAAACAUUACAUCGGAGCAAGGAUUCUCACCCCUCGAGACAGGCGACGUCACAAUAAUGUAUGAUGUAUUAACAUCAAACGAUCCUAAUUAUUGGGCUCAAGUCACAAUCUCCAAUCACAAUCCAUUUGGUCGUCUCGACAAUUGGAACCUGAGUUGGGAAUGGAUGCAAGGCGAGUUCAUCAACUCAAUGCGAGGAGCUCUCCCACAAAUCAUCGACGCCGGCGACUGCAUCUUCGGCCGCCAAGCCCAAUACUACAAACAAUUCGAUUUCUCCAAGGUUCUGAGCUGCGCAACGAGGCCGACCAUCGUCGAUCUCCCUCUCUCGAAAGCUAACGAUUCCGAGUUAGGGCUGAUCCCUUUUUGUUGUCGCAACGGGAGCAUUUUGUCGUCCGAGAUAGAUCCCGAGAAGUCCAAGUCUUCGUUCCGGCUCGAAGUGUACAAAAUGCCCCCGGACAUCAACAAGACUGAGCUUGCCCCUCCUCUGAACUGGCAAAUCAAUAGCACGGUCGGGCCGGAUUACCAGUGUGGGCAGCCUGUUCGUGUCACGCCAUCUUUGUUUCCGGACGCGUCAGGGCUGCCGUCGCAGACGGCGGCCCUGGCCACGUGGCAGGUGGUUUGCAAUGCCACAAUGACAAGGGCGAAAAAGUCAACGUGUUGUGUGACUUUUUCAUCCUUUUUCAACGACUCUAUUGUCCCCUGCAACACUUGUGCAUGUGGCUGCCCCGCCUCCGCGGGUGACACGUGUAGUGCCACGGAGCCAGCAGUCCUCCUUCCAGCUGAGGCCCAACUAGUGCCAUUCCACAACAGGACAAAAUUCAUUAAAGAGUUUGCGGAUAUUAAAAACCGCAAACUCCCAAAUCCUCUGCCAUGUCCUGACAAUUGUGGGGUCAGCAUCAACUGGCAUCUUGUCUCGGAUUUCAAGAAAGGGUGGACAUCAAGGGUAACCCUUUUCAACUGGGGCGAAGCAGAUAUAAUUGACUGGUUCGCCUCAGUUGAGCUAGGUCGGGCCAUACCAGGCUAUGAGAAAGUCUACUCCAUGGACGGGAGAGUAUUGUCAUUUCCCAACAAUGACACGCUCUUCCUUCAGGGGUUGCCGGGUUUGAACUAUCUCAUCGCGGAAAGGAACGGGUCGAACCCGAGAAAGGAUCCGCCGGUUCCUGGAUCGCAACAAACGGUGAUAUCGUUCACGAAGAAGCAGACGCAGUCAAUUCAAGUCGCCCGAGGAGAUGGAUUUCCAACGAAAGUUUACUUCAAUGGAGAAGAGUGCUCUCUUCCUACAAUGCUGCCGAGCAACGCUCCAAGAGAGAUUGCUGCUUCUGUUGUGUUAAGCAGCUUUCUCUCACUAGUUCUGAUUUUCAGUUUUGUUUGGAAGUAGAUUCGGUACAUCAUGA
Messenger RNA from Salvia splendens (bonfire salvia), 2035 nucleotides. Its product is annotated as COBRA-like protein 7. NCBI's taxonomy places the organism in Eukaryota, Viridiplantae, Streptophyta, Magnoliopsida, Lamiales, Lamiaceae. The transcript has 2 exons. Gene Ontology annotation, cellular component: membrane. The record is from RefSeq and is a predicted model, not a curated record. The coding region runs from base 49 to 2019 and encodes 656 amino acids. Gene Ontology annotation, biological process: cellulose microfibril organization.